Molecule: messenger RNA, 1639 nt
Organism: Dothidotthia symphoricarpi CBS 119687
Lineage: Eukaryota; Fungi; Ascomycota; Dothideomycetes; Pleosporales; Dothidotthiaceae
Exons: 4
Coding region: 1-1341 (446 amino acids)
Source: RefSeq, a predicted model, not a curated record
AUGAAGGCAUUUCAACUAUUGCUCACCCUCCUGGCGUGGGCUACGUUGGGACUGGCACAAAGUGGCGGGAGUUCGGGGGCUACUCACAUCCCUCAGUGCGCGCAAACAUGUCUCGAGGAUGCGGCAAAAGCAGUAGCCUGCGACCCUACGAAUCAGUGGUGUGUAUGCACUAAUACCCAGCUACAAGGCAUUUGGGCUGUGUGUGUAAUGCAGCACUGCACCGUCAAAGAGGCAUUGGCUACAAGAAACCUCACUGAAGCCGCGUGCUACGCUCCCGUGCGAAAUAAUUCUGAGAGUCCUCGUGUCGUCAACAUCGUGCUCUGCAUCAUAUCGUGUCUAUGUGUCACUGCGCGAUUCGCACACAAAGGGUUAUUCACCACAGGCGAACUCGGCGCGGACGACCUGACAUUACUCCUCUCGAUAGCGGCCGGGCUACCCCAAGUCAUCGUCAUCGACAGAAGCAUAAUACCACACGGGCUUGGUAAAGACGUUUGGAAUGUGCCGCCUGAGGACAUUUAUAUCUUCAGUCGCGGCCUAUACGCCCUCAUAAUAGCAUACUAUCUACAGAUUGCGCUGAUCAAGUUAUCGCUACUUUUGUUCCUACUGCGCAUCUUUCCUAGGACAGCUACCAAAAACCUCAUCCGGGCUACUAUGGUUUUCGACAUCUUGUUCGGAAUAUCCUUCGCCCUCGCUGCGACAUUUACGUGCACGCCGAUCAGCUUUUUUUGGACGUUGUGGGACGGGGAACACAGUGGGAAAUGCCUCGAUAUCAACUUGAUGGGCUGGAUCAACGCUGGCGUCAGCAUUGGAUUGGAUGUCUGGAUGCUAGCCCUUCCACUGUUUGAAGUCUUCUGCCUGCAACUAUCAUGGCAACGCAAGCUCAGCGCAGCCUUUAUGUUCUUUGUUGGCACCUUCGUCACAAUCGUUUCCAUCUUCCGCCUCCGUUUCCUCGUCGACUUCGGCUCAUCCUUGAACCCCACCUGGACAGCCACCAACGUGGUACUCGCCUCCAUAAUCGAAGUCAAUGCCGGCAUCAUUUGCGUCUGCCUCCCCAGCCUCCGCAUAAUCUUCGUGCGCAUGUUUCCCAACAUCCUCGCCUCCACGCACUCCGUCAGCCAGCGAACGUACUCUGAAUUCGACACGCGGGCAAGAGCUAGCGUGGCCGGUCAACUCCAAACGCAGAGCACGAUGGCACAGGAUUCGAGCGCGAUAAUGAAAACGCAGACGUUUGACAUCCAGCAUGAUGAUGCGGAUAAGGCGCAGCUUGUGCAGAUGUAUGAUUUGGGGGCGCCGUCGUCGAAGUCCUUGGGGACGAGGAGUAGUAGUGUGGGUAGCGUAUGAACAUAGAGUUUUUCUUAUUCAUGAAUAUAUGCCUUUAAGGUCUUCAAGACUGGUAUUCACCCGUCAUGCUGGUGAACAAGGUGCGUGUGCUAAUACUGAAUAUGGUCUACUCAAUGACAAAUUCCUCUUCGAUGGGAGAAGACAGAAGGAGAUCAAGUGAGCACAAAUCUGCCAAUGUAGUCGGCACAAGAUCUGGAAGAUGCCAUCUUGGAAUGAGUCAUCGUACAUUUGCAUACAAAGACGUCACCUUCAUCAAUGAGCGCAUACAGCAGAUCUCGCAGGUUGUCAUUGUCGUUGU